Molecule: messenger RNA, 7530 nt
Organism: Rhinolophus ferrumequinum (greater horseshoe bat)
Lineage: Eukaryota; Metazoa; Chordata; Mammalia; Chiroptera; Rhinolophidae
Gene: TMEM245
Product: transmembrane protein 245
Exons: 18
Coding region: 29-2671 (880 amino acids)
Source: RefSeq, a predicted model, not a curated record
CGGCAGCAGCGGCGGCAGCAGAGGCACCAUGGCCGACGGCGGCGGCGGUCCCCCGGAGCCACCCAGUCCCCAGGACUCCCCGGGCCCGGCGCCACGGGUUUUGCGCGCGGUCAGGCCGGGUGGCGGCACCGGCGGCACCGGCGGCGGGGAGACCCCGCGGACGGCGGCGCUGGCGCUGCGCUUCGACAAGCCCAUCAAGCAGGCCUUCUACAACACGGGGGCCGUGCUGUUCGUGUGCCUGUGCUGUGGCGCCGCCGUGCUCGUCUACUUCAUCCUGGAGGCGUUCCUGCGGCCGCUGCUAUGGGCCGUGCUGUGCGGCACUUUCCUGCACCCGUUCAAGACCUCGCUGACGCGCCUGGGCCGCCACUGGCUGCAGCGCCUGCACCGCGCGCACACGCCCAUCGUGCUGGCCGCGCUGCUGCUGCCGCUCUGCUUCGCCGACUACGGCGUCGAGGCCCUGGGCGAGCAAGCGCUGCGCCGCCGCCGUUUGCUGCUGCUGCUGGGCGCCGGCGGCCCGCUACUCUAUGGCCUCUACAGCCUUGGCAGCUACCUGGGCGUGCAGGUGCUGCUGGCUCAGGCCGGCGCUCUCAUCUGCUGCGGGCUGGACUAUUUCAGCAGCCUGUGGAUCUGGACGUUGGUAGUUGGCUAUGUGUUGGCUGUUUCAUUCAAGUGGAAUGCAAGCACUGAACGCUACUUGAGAGCAGUUUCAAUUCCUGUCUGGAUUAUAUUGCUUUUUCAUUUAGCAUCUCUGGCUGGCUCAUGGAGAAUUCCAGUAUUCCUGGUUAUUGUUUUCCUGAUGUCUGUGGGCACCCUCUAUGAAAAACAGAAUGGAAAAGAGUCAUCUGGGGCAGAGUUGCCAGGGCAAGUUAUCUCCAUGGCAGCUUCCACCCUAGCAACGUUGGCCAUCUCUAUCACAGGGUACGAAUCAAGCACGGAAGACCAGCCCUCCACUCAGCCUGCAGAAACCAUGGACAGAGGAGAGCCCCCUCCAUCACUGUCGUCAUCUUCUUCACCCUCCUCCCCUUCACCCACUCUGGGCAGACAAAGGCCUGAAAUCGGAACAUUUCUUAGAAAGAAGAAAACGAGUGAUAUCUACUUCGUGUCUCUCGUUUGGGCCAUCAUCGGAGUCCAGGUCUGGUUGAACCUGUGGAUUGUGCAGUUGCUGCCAGUGCCUGUUGCAGUCUGGAUACUCAAAAAGCUUGUAAUUCACUUUGGCGUUGUGAACUUCGUGGAGAAACGCUGCUAUGUGUGGUGGCAGGUCGUAGAGCACUUCCUGAAGGAGCGGCAGGAAGCUCUUGCACCCUGGCCAGUCAUCGGGCUUGGGAAAUUCUUGUUAAACAUUGACAGCAAGCUCUGGCACUGGCUAAAUAAGAAGAUGAUCAUCUGGCUGGAGAAGAUGUUAGACAAAAUAAUAAGCAUUUUCAUCAUUUUUCUGUUAGUGAUAGGAACCCUUCUUUUAGCCCUACUCCUGACUGCAAAGGUACAUCAAGAGAGUGUACAUAUGAUCGAAGUCACAAGCAGUUUGAUUAAUGAAACUCUAGCAAAUCAUCCUGAGUGGGCAAAUUGGCUUCCUGAGGCUCAGGUAGUCCAAAGAGCCCUCAAUUCUGCGGCUAACAAUGUGUAUCAGUAUGGACGAGAAUGGAUAACCCACAAGCUUCAUAAAAUUCUUGGAGAUAAGGUGAACAAUACUGCUGUAAUAGAAAAGCAAGUACUAGAACUUUGGGACAGACUGUAUCAUUCUUGGUUUGUAAAGAACGUGACGCAUUCUGGGAGGCACAAGGGACACAAGAUGCACGUAAGUCGUCAGAACGGCUGGCUGGGCGACAUUCUGGACUGGCAGGAUGUCGCCUCCUUCAUUCACGAGAACAUUGAGACGUUUCUUUCGAUCUUAGAGUCUCUGUGGAUUGUUAUGAGCCGGAAUGUGAGCCUGCUUUUCACCACUGUCACUACGCUCCUGACCAUCCUCUUCUACAGUGGGACAGCCCUUCUGAAUUUUGUUCUGUCUCUGAUAAUUUUCCUGACCACACUAUUUUAUCUAUUAAGUUCCAGUGAUGAGUACUACAAGCCAGUGAAGUGGGUGAUAAGCCUGACACCACUAUCUCAGCCAGGUCCUUCCUCUAAUAUUAUUGGCCAGUCUGUGGAAGAAGCUAUCAGAGGGGUGUUUGAUGCGUCCCUCAAAAUGGCUGGCUUCUAUGGAUUGUACACCUGGCUGACUCAUACUAUAUUUGGCAUCAAUAUUGUCUUCAUACCAUCAGCUUUAGCAGCAAUCCUUGGAGCAGUGCCAUUUCUGGGGACGUAUUGGGCAGCAAUCCCUGCAGUUCUAGACCUGUGGCUUACACAAGGCUUAGGAUGCAAAGCCGUCUUACUGUUGGUUUUUCAUCUCUUGCCCACAUAUUUUGUAGAUACUGCCAUCUAUUCUGAUAUAUCAGGAGGCGGCCAUCCUUACCUGACAGGCUUGGCCGUGGCUGGCGGAGCGUACUACCUCGGCCUGGAGGGAGCCAUCAUCGGGCCCAUCCUGCUCUGCAUCCUUGUGGUUGCUUCCAAUAUCUAUAGUGCCAUGCUCGUGAGUCCCACGAACUCGGUGCCCACGCCACACCAGACCCCAUGGCCUGCGCAGACUCAGCGGACUUUCCGUGACAUUUCUGACGAUCUGAAAUCUUCAAUAGACUGACGUGGCUUCCACUGCAGUGAUUUCUCCAGGAAGUUCAGCCUUGACCGUGAGUUCAGUGAGUUCAGCUCAGCUGUGGCCUCCUGUCCAUUCAGCUGUGCCUAGCAAGCAGAGCCCAGGAAAAGCAGCAGAAACCUCCCGGCCUUCCGUACAGAAUACAUGGACAAGAGAGAGCUUGCUGUGGGCUGCUUUGCAUUUUAAAGCACAGCUUUAGAGCUCAGAAAUGUGGUUUGCUCACUUAAUUAACUGUUUUAAGAUGGCUUGAAUAGUUUCAGUUUAUACACUGGUGCCAUAGCUUGAAAAUUUUCCACUUUGCUUAUCUAUAUUAUUACAAUAUGUAUUUAUAAAGUUAUUAAGAGCCCUAAACUACCUGCUGUUAAAAGUGUAUGCAAUGUAAUUUUCUCCUGUUUUAAGACAUCUGUUCUUAAAACUUUUCGAUGACAGUCACUUUUCAAUGAAAAGGGCUUUCACUUUUGAGUAUAUAGUUGCUUGGGCAGGAAAAAGGAGUUUUCUAUUGUUCUCCCACAAGGUAUGGUCCUCCCUAAGAAAGACCGAAUCCUUAGCACAAGGGUGAGGUGGCUUAUUUGAAGUUCAGAUAGUUGUAUGUUGCAGCCAUAGGAGACACAGACAGACUGAAGCUCUUCCUCCCCUUUUUUCUCCUCCCUCCCUCCCCCACUACACUGUUGCCAAAUGUCUAAAACUUGGCCCACCACACUGAAGUUCAAUACUUAUGAAGCUGCUAUUAAUGGUAACAAUAUGAUAGAAUUCAUGUUGUGAUUUGUUUUCUUUCCAAAUGUUUUAAGUCAAAAAUCUCAGGUGCAGCAGUACUCUCAUUUGUUAAAUGUGUCCAUUUCCCUUUUUGGAAUUCUGCCACUUAAUUACUUAUAGGCAGUAGAAUUUUAUAUUUGUAUAGUAUUUCUCCAUCACUUAGCACAGUGCCUUGCACGUGAGAUUCCCAAUGAAUGCUUUUUGAAUUAAAUUGUGACUUUUAAAAUGUGUCAGAUGUCACAAUAACCAGCAUAGCGCUAUAGCGCUUUACAUUUUGCAAAGUCUUGUUGUGCAUAUUGUUUCACAACCACUUCCCAUCAUCUUUCAUUUUGCUCUAUAUUGUUUUAUAACAGUUUCCCCCAGAUGGGGAAGCUAAGUUUCAGAAAAGUGACCAACUCAAAAGUCGGAAAGGUUAGUAAGAUUUGACCUCAAAUAUCUGUCUCCGUAAAUCUGUAAACUCUGCCAUACUGUUGUGUUCCUUCUAUCUUAUGCAGUUUUCUCAGUGCUAUGAGAGAGAAUAGGUGUCCUUGGACUUGUUCUACAGUUAAUGGCAGGACUGCGACUAGAACUCAGCUCUUAGCUUUCUGCCUUUUCCACUGUAUAGAACAACCAUCUGGCUUGUUCUCUGCCCCCAAGGGAAUAUGGAGGAGAAAGCAUUCUUAAGUAUCAAAGAUCACCUUUUUGGAAAACAAAAGUGGAAAUCAUUUUUCUAAAACACCUCCUCACUAAGAAGCAUAGUUAGUGAUAAUUAGCUUAAAUUUAUUGUGAUGUUACUUAAAAACUCCACCUAGAAGAGAGGCUACCAUGAGGUCUUUGAUUGUUUAUACAGUAGACUACCUGCAGAUUUCUUAUUUUUACUAGGAAUCCUUCAACAAUUAUAAUUUGAUAUAAUACUCAGUGUUACAUUUGGCCAUUAAGUAACUCAUUCUUCAGUCGGUUUUUUAAUCAUUCAUUCAAUGAAACAUUUGUUGACAGUUUGCCAAACUCUAGGUUCCAUGCCAGGCACUGUACAAGGUGCUGUAGGGGUUAACUCCUAAGAAGGCCUUCUCUUACCUUAAAUCUUAGCCAGAUCAUGUGUAUUGCUACAUUGAAAACUUUUGCUUUAAAAGGGUUAAAAAAGAAAUCAAGUUAGUUUUUAUUACUUGUAUACUAGUAAGUUUAUAGCUGUAAUUAGCACGUAUUCGUAAGAGGCAAACAUUACAUACAAUGAGCUAGGGUGCAUAUACAAACUGUGUUCUUCCAAAAUGCUUUUAGCUGUUUAAAGUGGUUGCAAAAACCUGAACUUGAGCUAAUGUAUGGCUAUUGCGGGUUAUAAUUAUUAGUAUGAACACCAGGUUCUUAGAGGGGAAAUGCUGAGCCCUAAGAAUAGUUUCGAGCUACCAAAAUUAGCAGUGAUGUAAUAUCAUCCUGAAAUAUCAGGAACAGAUAUGUUCCCACAGUCCUGUUAGGAAACCUGCACUUGCCCCGGUGCUCCAGCAACUGCAUAAAGCCUGGGAAGGCCGGUCAGCUCGAACCCUCAGAAACAUGCCCCCUCAGAUCCAGUGAGGUUUUACAGAAUUCCACAGGGCAUAGAGAUCAAGUGGUAUGAAGAGGUAGGAGCUCAGGUCUCAAAGAUGACCCAUCCUCAGAUUGUUAAUUAGUAUUUGACCCAGAAAGAGGAAAUUUCACUAGGAACAGAAAAUGGAUUGAUGAAGAAGUAGCUUCAGUCAAAACUGAGGACAGAAAUCCUUUCACAGUGUCUUGCAUUUUACAGCUUUAUUAAAAGAUUAGUUUUGACUUCACAUUCACUACUCAGUUGUAAACCAAAUGGGGGAAUGGGUGGAGGAGAUAAAAGCUCUCCACACAGAUGUGCUCCUCUUUCCAUGUCAUAUAAGUCCUGCUUCAGUUCCGAAAUACCUGUCACACCGUCUGUUCCUGGAUGUGAUCUCUGUCACACUGCCUUAGAUACUUAUUUAGUUUUCAAUUUGCAAGGAAUCCUACCACCCUCUUCCAUUGGAGGUGGUUAGUUGGCAGGGUGAGACUGGUGUAGACUGACGCUGGACAGUGAGUGGGAGGACACCCAAGAAGUGUUAUGGAGAUACUGUAUUUACAAAACCCAGUAGCCCUUGGAAAUAGCAGCUGUUCAUUCCAGUUAAAAGGGGCUGCUACAGGGCUUGCAGAUGAGGUCCUGCAGCUGACCUUGGUCUUAAUAUGAGCAGAUUGUGACCCUUCAGGACUUCCUAGUACCACUAGUUGUCACUUCCUUUGUAUUUAGCACUUCAGGAUGUGUCACUGCUGGGCAAGAAAUACUCUGAAAUUCAGGCCAUGAAGGGUUAGAUUAGAGCAAAGUAAUUUUGGUGAGCGAUUUGGAGCUUUCAACCUCAGGUUUACAAGGAAAAACCCCGUCAGAACUUCCCGUGUUCUGGUCCUGUCCUGUAGUCUCCUCUAAGGGUCUUCCGAGACCCUUACAAGAGUACUACAGUAGGCAUUUCACAGUGGAAAUAGCCUCUGACAACACACUUCCAAAUGCUUUCCAAAUGCUAGUGCCAGUUCACAACAAGUACUUUUGUUUUUAUUAAUUUCUUGCCUUUACAUAUUUUGCCAUCAAAAUAUAUUCAUUUUAUUACAUUUUAGAGGACCUUCGAAAAGUGCAUACUAUCUGAAACCACCGAGCAGUUAUUUUUUGAUAGACUUGAUUGACAGUUCUCUUAAUCAUUUUUAAACUACCUGUCUACUAGAGUCUUAGAAAUUCUGUGCUAGAAUGGGCCUUAUGUAAUUAGGUGAUUCUGUCAUUUUCUAGAGAAACCCACAGGUUAAAGUGGCUUUUUUAACAGAGAGCCAGUUAGUAACAAUUCAGAAUAGCAUAUACUUCUUUUUUCUCAGUCCGUUUUUCUACUUUGCUUCCCUUUUCCUCGUAGAUGAGUAGCUUUUGGGAAAAUACGUUCCUUAUAGCCAUAGUUCAAAGGGUUGUUAUUAGAGGUUAUAAGGGAACAAACGUGUGGGGGGGACGAGGGGACGCCAUGGUCAAUUAAAAUUGAGGCACGCUGAGUUUAUUUUCUUUCUUUAGCUUAAGAGGAGAUGUUUACUUAGACUUACUCGACCUUAAACUGCGCCCCCAUCUUGUUUUCUUAGAGCAUCUCAAAGUGCCACUGGUCCUUUGGGAAACAAGGCUCUCAAGUAAGUUUACAGCUGUUUUAGAAGACAUCCUUAAUGGAAAUUCUGAACGGUCAAUUUGUUACCAUCGUACCAUGUAACUGUAAUAAAUCUCAAAGUUUAGUGAGAUAUUAGAAAGAAAACAUAAUUGCUGUUCAGAGCUAUACGCAAAGUAUAGAGAUUCUUUUCCACCUAUGGUGUGUAAAAUCAGUAUUUGUGUUUAGUUGUCAAAGUUUUUCAAGGAUCAAUUAAUGUGCAGAUACAGUGAGGAUAAUUGAUAUUACAUUUUAAUAACGCUUUUGUAUGGCACUUUAUUCAGACUGCUUUCGUAACAACCCUGUGAGAUAGGCCGGUGUUCAACAUUAUCAGAGACACUGGCGGCCUCAGAAAGUUUUUUUGUAAUCUUUUUUCCCCUUAAGUUUAUACCACAAAAUAAUGGAGCCAGAAUUCAGUUUCAGAAUUUCUGACUCCAAGUCCAGAGUUAUUUACUACUACACCAGGUUUCUUAUUUUUUCUUCCAGCUUUAUAUUUUACAAUGAAAGGUGUGGAUACAAAUCUUAAAGUAACAUCAUUUUGGUUUAUUAUCAACACUAUUUCUUUGUUAUUGCAGACCCAGAAAGUGUAACUCCUAUUAUAGCUAUCCCAAAGAAAAUCCUUCUUUUGUCCUUUGCAGCGCCACUUCUUUAGGGGACUGGAGUGUAUUUCAAAUACCAUUUGAUUUUGAAACCAAGAUUGGAUAUAUUGUUGUGAUUGCUUAUGUAAUUUUGGAAAAUGUAUCAUCUCUGCAUUCUUAGGCAAAGUAGAGAUGGUUUGAAAGUAAAAAAGAUUAUUCAAAUACAAUAAUACAUCUUUAUUCUCACACAAAUGCUGUUUCUUAGCUCUAACUUGCUUUGACAACCUCCCGAUGUAACUUCUUUGUAAAUGUAAAAUAUUUAUAUUUUGAAAUAAAAUGACUGGUGUUG